Culex quinquefasciatus (southern house mosquito) is the source of this 2221-nucleotide messenger RNA. RefSeq names its product general transcriptional corepressor trfA. Bases 566 to 2077 code for a protein of 503 amino acids. The transcript has 3 exons. Lineage: Eukaryota; Metazoa; Arthropoda; Insecta; Diptera; Culicidae. The record is from RefSeq and is a predicted model, not a curated record.
ACGCCGCGGAGCUAAAUUAUACACAGGCGACUCACGACGGGCACAACAACUUAAAACCGCUCCAUCCACACUAAUCGCGCCGGCUUCUCCGCCGGAGUCGUCGUUCACGCCUCACUAGUAAGUGUUUUGCACUGCGAACGACCUGAGGUGUCUCUCGUCUACUGGCUUGAUCCGUUGGAAACUGGGAUUCGAUCCUUGAGUGAGAAAGUGGCACCGUUUGAAGUCGACGAGGUCCUGAAAAAGUGAUUUUUGGGCAAAUUCUGAUGCGAAGAGCCCGAAAUGAACCCUUAAAGUGACCAUCUGGCGUUCCUCGCGACGACUGCGUCGUCAUGACCUGCGCUGAACAGCGCGCGCGUAUCUUCAAGGCUGUGAACCCGCGUCCGUUGGUACAAAGUUGUCUCGCAAUGGACUCAAGAUGCUGUGAUGCUUAAAGUAGUUGUUUCGUUCGUACCAGUACUAGGUGCCAGUUAGGGUGUAAGGAAGUACAUGCUAGAAGGUCGCGCGUCUGUUUCUGGUUUGCAACUGCAGUGUCUCGGGGCGAGUUCAACGAAGGAGAUCAAACGCAAUGUCCUUCCUGCGCAACAUUCGCAACAAUCUGACCGGGUCAGAUCGCUCCACGGUCCGUACGCCCAGCAAACCCGUCAAACCGGCCCGCUCCUCGCUGGGAUCGACGCUGAACCGCAACGGCGAGUCGGACUAUGGAACCACCACGACCCGCCGGAACAGUGGCGUCAACGGAAACCGCCGCAGUAGCACCGCGGCGACGUCAACGCUACGCCGCGAGGACAAGUACGGCAAGGAGAACCCGGCGCCGAUCAUCGUGUACGUGGACAAGUACGAGACGGUGAAGAAGCCGGCGGGGAUCCUGAGGAACAACACGUUUACCAAGGGUGACCGGGAGCAGGCUGGGAGGCGGCAGUCUGCCGCGAUAACGAGGAGUGAUACGUUUACGAUUCAGGAGUCGGAGGACGAGAAGCAGAAGACGAGCACCUACACGAGGAAGAAGAAGGGGAAGGAUAAAUCUCAGGAGAAUCUGUACGAAUCUAGGGAAAACGACCAGGAAGAUCCGGAGAAGCUUCCGGUGGUGUUUGACUCCCGUACGUAUCGCAAGAAGUCGCUCAAGUCUUCGAAGCCGGUGCAGAAGGUGGAGAGCUUCAUCAAGCGCGUUGAGAAGAGUUUGUUCAAGCACGAUUCCAAGAAAAACGGUCGUAAGGAUUCCAACUCGUCGGAAGGUUCUUACGUGCCCAAGUUCCGAGAUAUCGGCAUCAACUGCAAGCUGGACGAUGAAGAUCGGAUGCGGACUACCCGGAAGAAGCGAGGUUCAAGGGAUUCGCUGCUGGACACCACGAAUCUGGAGCACAGCUCCUCAUCACAACGGAGUUACAGGGAACGGAGUACGACUCCACAGGUCAAACCGCGAGAUCGAAGUACUUCUCCGACAAAGAGGUACGCCACCUUCGAUCGCAAGGAGACUCGAUUCGAGCGGGAUUCAUCUCCGGUGCCACCGGAGAAGCCCAAACGAACCCACGGACGAGAACGCAGCAUAUCUCCGUUCGAAACGCUGGAGCUCAAGUCAAAGUCCGUGGACAACAGCUAUCUCAAGGCACGCCAGAAGGAGAUCGAAAUGGGUUACAGUCAGGUAAACAAAAAACCAUCCCUAACCUCAACUCCCGACCGAAACAAGUCAAUCCUGGUGAACACAACCCGGUCCGAGCGGUACGAUCCGGAUCGCAACCGAAACUACACAACCGUCACGACGACUACCCAUCGCGUAGAGUUCGAUCGCUCCUCCGCUCCCUUCCGAGCGGACACCUACAACACCCUCCGCGAAGAGUACGAGCAAGCUAACCGCAAACCCGUCGGCAUCGCCAGUCCCCGGCUCAACUCGGACCGCCCCAGGGAACGAUCCGCGUCCCCUACCAAGCAGACCCGCAAAGACUCCGCCGAACUGCCCAAGUACACGUUCGGGACGAAUCUCCAGGAGCGGCGCAGCCGCUUCCAGGAGUUCCAAAAGUCGUUCAAAAAGAUGGACGGCGACGAGGUCCAAGUGCAGCAGAGCUUCUUCGUGCCAAUCUAACGCCGUCUAACAUAUCUCAAGACUUUCCGCUAAUCCGAUACGCUUCCCCGUAGAGUACUAAGUCGAACACUAAUUAAGAUAGAGAGAGAGAGAGAGAAUCUUCCGAAAUAAAAGAUUAAUGAUGCUGCCGCAAGCUGCAACCCG